This is a messenger RNA of Perognathus longimembris pacificus (Pacific pocket mouse), 2076 nucleotides long. RefSeq names its product eva-1 homolog A, regulator of programmed cell death (gene Eva1a). Lineage: Eukaryota; Metazoa; Chordata; Mammalia; Rodentia; Heteromyidae. The record is from RefSeq and is a predicted model, not a curated record. The transcript has 5 exons. Bases 654 to 1127 code for a protein of 157 amino acids.
GUGGAGGAGCUGGGAAGGCCUAAGGAAAUGAGACAGCUUUUUCCUCCCACUCAUUCGAACUCCACUAACGUUUCGAGGAUUCGGCGCGAUCGCCCUUGAACGCCAAAGCCGAGACCCGAGGCCCCCAGUUCAGUCCUGACCCCAGAAAGGCCGCCGGGUUUUCUCUCCGAGGCGUCGGUGCCAACUCAAACUCGCGAUCAGCACUUGGUCACGUCGUCCUGUGGGUGAUCGGCGCGGGGUUCCCCAACUCGGCCCCACGUACCCCCGGAAGUGCGCGCUCGGAGGUCCCGGUGAAGAGUCCUUUAAUAUUUUUUCCCAUGUUCUGGAUGCUGCCAUGUGUAGAGCUGCACAUCACUGAAGAGGUGCUAGGUCAGUGCUUCAAAUCUCUAGCCACUAAUAGGUGGAACAGAGAAACUUUCAUACAGUGCCCAGUGAUGCAUCAUCAUUUGUUGAAGGCCUGAGAAACCAACUGGCUCCAACCAAGUUCAGAAUUUUCACUGGCUGAAACGAGUAUCAGCAAAGAUGACCUUUCUUUACCAGGCACUGCUCUGUUCCUGACAGCACAACUCUUCCCAGAAGAGAAGAGAGGGAGAGAGAGAGUGGCCAGGCAGCCUUGGCUGAAACAUCUUCAAGAGCUCUCUUCUGGAUGCCACAUGAGGCUGACCAUCAGGCUCCACACGGACUCAGGGAUCACACAGCCCGAAGACAUGAGUUUACUCAGCAAUAUCCUAGCUGCCUAUUCCUUUGUCUUGGAAAACCCUGAGAGGACAGCCCUGUACUUUGUCUCUGGCGUGUGCAUCGGCCUGCUCCUCACUUUGGCUGCCUUGGUGGUGAGAAUCUCUUGCCACACAGACUGCCAGCGGCAUCCUCGGAGGUCCAAGUUUCUGCAGGACCGCGAGAGCAGCGAGAGCAGCGACAGUGAGGAUGGCAGCGAGGACACCGCAUCUGACCUCUCCCUUCGGAGACACAGGCGCUUUGAGAGGACUUUGAACAAGAAUGUGUUCACCUCCGCAGAGGAGCUGGAGCGCGCCCAGCGCCUGGAAGAGCGGGAGCGCAUCAUCAGGGAGAUCUGGAUGAACGGCCAGCCCGAGGUACCUGGCACCAGGAGCCUGAACCGCUACUACUAGGAGAGCAGCAGCAACCCCUGAAAUCCCUGGAAGCUUCAUGGACAGGGAAAAGUCCUGCAAGGAUGGUGGGCACAAGGAGCCCAGCUCUACUCAUAUGGUGGUGGCAGAGGAUAGCAGGGCAUUCUAGCCAGGACUGUGAUCUCCUUCUUAACUUGUUUUCUAUGGAGAAGUAAAACAAACAGACAAAAAACUCAAAUCAGCUCAUCAACCUUUUCAGGACUUGGUAUGAUGUUCUGCUUCCAUUGCCAAUCAUGGGGAUGGAGAUUGGAGAACCGGGAGGAUGGUUUCUCUUAAUUUCUGAGGAUCUCAGAAGUUUGUGCAGACUUCAUUGCUGUGGUAUUCCUUUACAAAAGGAACAAUUCUCAGCAUGAAAGCUGGGGUGAUGGGGUGACCUUAACCCAGGAAAUGCAAUUUUCUAAAUGACUCUGUGCUAUGGAGGUGAUUGUGAUUCAGAUAGCAUGACCUGUGCUUAUUAUUUAAAACUAAUUUUUUAAAGAUCUCAUGUUGCAAUGGCAACCUCUCCAUUUUAACUGGUACCUCAGGGAUUAAAAUGCUAUUUUUUAAUAUAGUCCCCUCCACAUUCAUGAAAAUGAAUAGAAUUACUGUAUUUAGGGCAGUAUAUUAGUGGAUCAGACAAUGUUAGUAACCUCUAAGGAUGAAGGGCUUUUAUUUUAUAUAGUAUAUAUAUAUGUAUAUAUGUAUGUAUAUAUGUAUAUAUACAUACACACACAGAGACAUGCAUAUUUGAAAAUGCUGCAUAAAAAUAAAAAAUGUGUGCCCUCCCUCUUUGGAGAGAAGAAAUGUUUAUUAUGAUUCCAGACAAUCAUGAGUUUUAACCAAUUUUGUUUUUUUCAAAAAAGUCUUGAUUUGCAAAAGAAGUAUGGAGAUGGGAGGUAAAGAUUAAAGCCAAAAUUAGGAUGAAUAAAAAAUAAAUGUUUCAUGAAAUCUU